AUGGGUCGAGCUGGAAUCCAUGUUGAGCACGCCAUUGGAAAUGCAGACUACAAGAUUUGUCAGAGGGCUUGUGCGUAUGCCUUAGGAAGUCCAGUAGCUGUCGUUGCAGAAGACUCUGAUGUUUUCCAGUUGCUAGUUCACCACACAGAUCCUGCUGCUAGUGAUGUAUACAUGGUCGCUGCAAAACGAACUGUCCGCGCUAGCACCAUCAAUCGCAGAGUGGAUGUUAAGCUGUCAGAGUCACUUCUUUUUCUCCAUGCUGUUAGCGGCUGUGAUACGACCUCAAGGCCACAUGGAAUCGGGAAAGUGGGGGUUCUGAAGAAAUAUGCUGCCCUGGCAGAAAGUGCUGCAAUGUUUAUGGCAAGCGAGUCUUCAAAAGUGGCCCUAGAAACAGCUGGCGAAAGGGCCGUACUCAUCAUGUAUGGAAGCCAAGUAGAUGAUUUGAAAACUGCAAGGCUCCAAUAAUUUCAAACGAAAGUGGCCACAUGUACCACCAGAGAAGCUUCCGCCGACAUCAGACGCUGCCCGAUUUCACAGUCACCGUGUCUUUCUCCAGGUACAACUAUGGAAAGGGAACGAUCUUCCUCCUGAGAAGUGGGGAUGGGCGAGAUCCUCAACAGGCCUUGUUCCUGUGCAGAUGUCAGAGCCACUGAGCCAGCAGCCCCAGCGCAGCUCCUGCGAAACAUCAGAUGUAAUUGUGGUGGCAGAUGUGAUACACGAUCUUGCACCUGCUUCAAGAACGGUCUUCAGUGCACUCCAGCGUGCGGCCAAUCUAAAGGCAUUGUAUGCCUAA
Messenger RNA from Paramuricea clavata, 793 nucleotides. NCBI's taxonomy places the organism in Eukaryota, Metazoa, Cnidaria, Anthozoa, Malacalcyonacea, Plexauridae. The record is from the annotation of a GenBank genome assembly.